Messenger RNA from Stylonychia lemnae, 1575 nucleotides. NCBI's taxonomy places the organism in Eukaryota, Ciliophora, Spirotrichea, Sporadotrichida, Oxytrichidae. The record is from the annotation of a GenBank genome assembly.
AUGAUAAAAGAUCUCUUACAGUAUAAGUUCACAGACUAUAAUACAGGCUACACUCAGGUGCGUACUCCAAAGACAGGACAUAAUCGUAGUCAAUCACUGUAAAAGUCACUUGUUUCAGCUGCUGGAGACCCAAAGAAGAAUUCUGAUAAGCUUAAGUUUUUGUUGCUAAGCAUCAAGUUCCCUCAAUAAUACAAUGAGAAAGAAGCUCUCGAGGGACAUCCCACUUAAUUUAUGAAGAUCAUAAACUAUUCAUUGUUUGUUGCAUCUGCCUCUGUGAAGAAAUACUUGUUUAGCAAGGAAGUUGACCCAGAUACUGUCUAUCUCAAUGACUACAAAUUUAUGAAAAAGACUUAAAUAUUUGGCUACAGACCAAACAUUACUCUUGAGCAGUUCUUUAAGUAUGGAUUUGCUGAGUAAAAGAUGCUUAUCUGUUGCGAUGUCAUCAAUCUCGUUAAGAAGGCUUCAAGGGAUUUAAAGAUCCAAAAGAGUUUGACUAGAAAGAGAUCUGAGACUACGAGAGACUUGCAAGUCAGUUCCUAUACUAUUAUCAAUCAUAGCAAGGUCACUGAUGCCUAAAAAGAUUUUGUUUAUGAAAGAGAUACAGUCAAUAAGACUGCAAAAGUUAGCAGACUAAAUCAAGAUCUACAAGAGUAAAGACAAAGUUUAAGAGAUUCAAGAAGAUCUUCCAUCCAAGACAGUAGAAACAGGUCCACUUAGAGACUUUCAGCUUCAGCUGGUAAAAGCAUAAACAACAGUUUCAGAUACACACACGUUCAAAGCAGAUACAUGCUUCCAGCAAAAAAUCAAUUACAAUAAUAAGAAGUCAAUGCUAAUGUGGGUACUGCUUUGCCAGCAGAAUACAAACCUCUCAGAGUUAGAGCCAAGCAUGAAAACACUCAUGAUAUUUCUGUUAACAAAUCUUUGAGGUAGUCUUAAAGUCCCUAAUAAGAGCAAAAGCCAUCACCUUAAAAAUAGGCAUAACAAGUUCAAUCAGUUCCUUCACAAUAGCAAAACGUUAAUAAUAUCUCAAUUGAUCUUAUGUUCCAGCUAAAGUAAACAAUAGAAUCCUUGAAUAGCAAAUUUGAGAAUUUCUAAUGCAAGAUUGACAACAAGAUUGAGACAAUCCAUCAAGACUAUUAGAGUUUGAAUAUCAAACUAGAAACUUUAAAUUCAACUAAAAAUGGUGGAGGAGCUGGCUUCGGUUAAACAACAUUGAGUCAAGCAGAUUAUGGUCAAGAUCGAUUGAGGGAAAGAGGAGAAUUCAUUAGUCCCUCUCACUUCGGAGAUAGAAACGAAGGUCCAAGUUCAGUCAUAAAUUACGGAGAUGUUUAAGUUAAGAACUUAAGAGAGUUCACAUUCUCGGAGAAAGGAUCAGUAGAUUAGAACUAGAGGAUGUACAGCACUGAUGGGUUCUUGCAAAGCAGAAAAGCUUAAGUCGAAGAUCUAAGAGAAGAAUCAUAGUAGCUGAUUGAUAACAUCAGAAGAAACUUUGACGAGUCUAAAAGAGAAAUAGAAAACUACUCAGCCAAUCAUGCCAGAAACUAAAGUGCUCUAGCUGCUGAUCACUAACAAUGA